Molecule: messenger RNA, 1760 nt
Organism: Chrysemys picta bellii (western painted turtle)
Lineage: Eukaryota; Metazoa; Chordata; Testudines; Emydidae
Gene: HAND1
Product: heart and neural crest derivatives expressed 1
Biological process (GO): regulation of transcription by RNA polymerase II; heart development
Molecular function (GO): protein dimerization activity; DNA-binding transcription factor activity, RNA polymerase II-specific; RNA polymerase II transcription regulatory region sequence-specific DNA binding
Source: RefSeq, a predicted model, not a curated record
UUAAAAAACCACCCCCCCUCCCACACACACACCCCUUUUCCCCGCCAGCGGAGCUGGGUGCCGAGGACAAACGUCCCAGCAGAGAAUUUGCUAAGAAGCCGUCCCAGGGCCUGGCUUCCCCGGCCUGGAGGCGCAUCUGAGCUGCGGAGAGUCGCCCAGGCUCGAGGGAGAGCAGGCGGGAAGCUGCCCCGUCCGGCCCAGGGGGUGUUGGAGCAAGCGAUGGCCCAGGCUGCCUAAGCGAGCCCAGGGCAGGGUAGAUCUCUCCAGCCGGGCUCUUUCUCCGGGACCGCUGCGCGCCUCGGGCAGACCAUGAACCUGGUGGGGAGUUACCAGCACCAUCUGCUCCACGAGCCCUUCCUCUUCAGCCCGGCCUCCAGGUGCCACCCGGAGCGCUCCUACUUCCAGAGCUGGGUGCUCAACCCGGCCGAGGUGUCCCCCGACCUCUCCGGGCAGCCCUCCCCCUACCCCAGCGCCGAGUUCGGGGCGCCGGGGCCCGGCCACGGGCCCAGCCGGCUGGAGGCUCUGAGCAGCCGGCUGGGCCGGCGGAAAGGCGUGGGCCCCAAGAAGGAGCGCCGGAGGACCGAGAGCAUCAACAGCGCCUUCGCCGAGCUGCGGGAGUGCAUCCCCAACGUGCCGGCCGACACCAAGCUCUCCAAGAUCAAGACCCUGCGCCUGGCCACCAGCUACAUCGCCUACCUGAUGGAGGUGCUGGCCAAGGACAGCCAGGCCGGGGAGACCGAGGGCUUCAAGGCCGAGCUCAAGAAAACGGACAGCCGGGAGAGCAAGCGGAAAAGGGAGCCGGUAAGGCCGAGCCUGAAGUCUACUCGCAUUCCCUAGGCCAUGGAGAGAAAAAGCUCAAAGGAAGGACUGGUUGGCCUCAGCAGGUCUGGGCUCUGGAGUUAAAUCAGUGAGAAGAGAGACACAAAUCAAAGACUGAACUCAUUUUUAAAACCGAUUCAGAAGAUUUUUUUUGCCCCCUGAGCGCUCGUCAGGCUGGGAGUGUAACCAAUCGCUCUUAUCAUGUGCAAUGUUUAAGAAGGAAAAAGGGUUGGAGAUGGGGAGAAAUCCAGGAGGGGGGGGAUAUGAAGAACUGGGCAGGAGGAAAAGAACUCGUGAGAAACAGGGUGACUCUAGUGUAAACGAAACACGCUCUGCUUGUUCUAAAUGCUCCGGAAUUGGAAUCGCUUCCCUACCUUAUUUUUCCAGUGGCCUUAAUUUUCUCCUUGCUGAAGGCUACCCCGGGUCUCGGUCUCCUUUCUCCAUAAAAAUGAAACGGAUGCAAUAUGGAUUCUCAGCAGAAACACAAAUAAGAGCGGUAGGCAGGACCCUUUCCUGCCUGGGCAGUAUGGGGCGGAUUCUGAUCAUGGUGGACAUGCAGAGGCAGUAAUAUCGGGAGGUAGCCCCGUGAGGUGAGUGAAUGCAGGAUCGGGACCUAAUGCAGGGAGAGCUGCUUGGAUCGAAUGAGCCCUCAACUAAUUUUUUUUUUGUAACCUUUCAGUUCAUUUAUUUUGUAACCAGUGUUUGGUUGGCUCCUGCCCUUCCGCCCAACAGUCUGAGGGAAACACCUUGUUCUUCUUUUUGUAAAUACAACCCCCACGUUGUGGAAAUGUGUUGAUGUAUUUAAACUACCUAACGCAUUUGGGAAGUUUCCUGUGCCGGGUUUUCUACCUCAAAUUUGUAUGACCACUUGCCGAGAAAACAGGUUCGCCAAGCCAACUAUUUAUGUGGAUUAAAAAAAAUAAAUAAAAGUUUUAUUAAAA